Branchiostoma belcheri (Belcher's lancelet) is the source of this 1068-nucleotide messenger RNA. RefSeq names its product arginine kinase-like. Bases 1 to 1068 code for a protein of 355 amino acids. Gene Ontology annotation, molecular function: creatine kinase activity. Gene Ontology annotation, biological process: phosphocreatine biosynthetic process. The record is from RefSeq and is a predicted model, not a curated record. Lineage: Eukaryota; Metazoa; Chordata; Leptocardii; Amphioxiformes; Branchiostomatidae. The transcript is spliced from 7 exons.
AUGGCAUGCUCCCAGAUAGGUGCAGCACUACAAUACCCUACAUGGACCAGCCGACAUCGUUGCCUCGGACGCAAAGUCCUCAACCAAGAAUUGUGGACAAAGUUAAAGGACAAGAAGACGUCCUUGACUGACUUCACCAUUAACGACGUGGUUCGGAGUGGAGUGCAAGUCCCCAGCAGCAGGGUGGGGGUUUAUGCGGGAGACGAGGAAUGCUACCGUCUGUACAGCAACAUCUUCGAGCCUCUUAUCAAGGAAUGCCAUGGAAUCGAUGAGAUACCUGAACACGUCUCCAACCUGAAUCCUCGAUGUUUGACAUCCAUGAUCGAGAACAAAGAACCAAUCCUGUCUACAAGGUGUAGGGUGGUCAGAAACCUGGCUAAUUACGGCUUUCCGGCAGGAAUCUCUCGAGACAACCGUCUGGAGGUAGAGGGUGUCUUGGUGACUGUACUGGACGACCUUGAAGGUGACCUUGCCGGAGACUAUUACCCAUACGCGUCCUUGACAAGUCUGGAAAAAGAGAACCUGGUUAUGAGUGGAUAUCUAUUUCAGGAGAAUGACCUGUAUCAGACGGCUGCAGGGAUACGUCGACACUGGCCGGAAGGGCGUGGCAUCUUCUACAACAAAGCCAAAACGUUUUCGGUGUGGGUAAACGAGGAGGAUCAUCUUAGGAUCAUCUCUAUGCAGAAAGGAGCUGAUGUUCAGCAGGUGUUCGAUCGUCUGUCUCGUAGCAUCAACGCCAUCAACAAGGCUCUGCUGAAGCAUGCGCAGACUGAGUUUGCGUUUCACAAGCAGUAUGGCUACCUGUCCAGCUGCCCAACAAACCUCGGCACGGGCAUGCGCGCUAGCGUCCACGUGACAGUACCCAGUUCACUUAGCGAUGUCCAGUUGAAGAACGCAUGUCGUCAGCUUGGGUUGGACGUUAGGGGCCGACAUGGAGAAACCUCUGAGGCUAAAGGAGGAGUUUUUGACUUGUCCAACCGCCAGCGACUGGGUCGUACCGAGGUCGAGUUGCUGCAAACACUGGUUGACGGCAUCAACUCACUCUAUAACACAUCGGCACACUUAUAA